AUGGUCCUUCAUCAAUUAGCAGCUACCGUCAAAUUGCCUGACGUUGAAUUUGUGUUGAAUGUGGGGGACUGGCCUCUUGUGGGGAAAUCUUGGGGUGAAGAGAGAAUUCCGGUCUUCUCGUGGUGUGGCUCCAACGAUUCUUUUGACAUGGUUCUUCCGCAGUGGGACGUUUCGCGCUCGACAAUCUUGGGUAACAGCGACUCAAAUCCGGAUCUUCUGGCAUCUCAGGGCUGGGGCCUGAGUGCUUGGGAAUCUCGAGAUCCCCGAGCGGCAUUUCGAGGACGCGAUAGCAACCCCGUUCGCGUCAAACUGGCACAGUUGUCUGCGCUUCAUCCAAAUCUGCUGGAUGUAGCCAUCACCAGCUGGGAGAACGACGAGAAUUUCGAAGCGGAAGAGCAGCUCGGUGGAGGCAGCAAGAAGUUUAUCAAGCUCCCCGAGUUCCCCAAGUACAAAUAUAUUCUCCAGCUUGAUGGCACAGUAGCUGCCUACAGAAACCCGUACCUGAUUGCCAGUGGAAGUUUGCUGAUGAAACAAGACAGUGUUUUUUACGAGUGGUACCAAAGGGAGCUUUCCCCUUGGGAGCAUUACGUGCCAUUCGAUGGUACCGGAGAGGACUUGCUUUCGAAGCUGCAAUGGGCAAAAGAGCAUGAUAUGGAGGCACAAAGGAUAGCAGCCAAUGAAAGUUAUGCAAAAAGACAAAUAGGAACCCCCAAUAUUAAGGAGGACAUGAUAUGGGUCCCCCCGCAUCAGCUGCCAAAAUACAAUACGUGCGGCUCCCCAGACCCUCAGUCACUAUUGGGUGAUUAUCCGGUGGUGCCUCUUCACCCGUCCUCAGAAGAGGCAAUUCUGUCCCAGGCAGACAAAACUUUUACGGUACAGCAUCCGAUUAAGUGGAUUCAAGCCACGAACGGACCGAAACUUUUCUUCCUAAGAGCAAGAUCUAGCAACCCCGAGCAACUUGAUGGGCAGCUCACUGUGACGGCAGCUGUAUCGUUCAUCAACUCAAAGCUUCAAAAUGUGCAGCACCACAUUAGGGCUCCGCCCGAACUGGAGCAAGUUGUUUCGGAUCCUAUCCCAGAAAAGAACGAUGGACCAGUGAAGCAGAUAGUCGCGAGCACGUUUGAAAAGCACGUGUUGAGUCCAGACAAGGACGUGCUUCUCAUGGUGUCAGCCCCAUGGUGCGGUUACUGCAAGAAGAUAAGGCCAGCGUUUUUCCGCUUUGCUCGGGCAGCUGCUGCGGACCCAGCGGCAGCCGCCGCGCUGGAUGUCGCAAAGAUGAAUGGCCCCACAAAUGAAAUUAGACAUCCCGGAUUUACCAUUACACACUACCCAACGAUUUGGUUUAUCCGAAAGGGAGAAACCGAGCCCAUAAUUUUCUCUGGGAGCUCUACAGAGGAGGGCUUUUUAACGUUUGUAAAGAAGCACGCAACGGAACCUGCUGAGUUAGAGGGAAUCGUCACACCACCAAAAGCUGCCACUCGCUCAAACCUUUCCAUGAAGUAUCUCCAAAGCCAGACCGGUUCUCCUAUUCUUAGCAUUGAUUCCGACGGCUUCUACGAAAACGUCCUUGACAGCGAAAAGGUACUAUCGAUGCUCUAG
Eimeria acervulina is the source of this 1599-nucleotide messenger RNA. Its product is annotated as thioredoxin, putative. Gene Ontology annotation, cellular component: endomembrane system. Bases 1 to 1599 code for a protein of 532 amino acids. The record is from RefSeq and is a predicted model, not a curated record. Gene Ontology annotation, molecular function: glucosyltransferase activity. The transcript is spliced from 7 exons. Lineage: Eukaryota; Apicomplexa; Conoidasida; Eucoccidiorida; Eimeriidae.